AUGUCAGAUGCGUUGCCUUCUGGGCUGACCGAUGUCAGCACCGGUGGUGACUCCCUUACUUAUGACUUGAACGCCAGGUAUGACAAGGGUGACAUGGUCUGGAUUAUGGUGUCCGGAGUUUUGGUGUGGAUCAUGAUUCCAGGUGUGGGACUUUUGUACUCCGGUCUUGCCAGAAAGAAGCACGCUUUGUCGCUUCUGUGGGCCUCAAUGAUGGCUGUCUGCUUGGUGUCCUUCCAAUGGUUCUUCUGGGGUUACUCCUUGACCUUUGGUGUUGGAUCCUCCGUGUUCCUCGGUUCCCUUGAGAAUUUCUGUUUGAUGAAUGUUUUGGGUAACAACUUUGCUGCUGCCGCCGUUCCAGACAUUGUUUUCUGCUUUUUCCAAGGCAUGUUCGCCAUGAUCACUGGUUGCCUGAUGAUCGGUGGUGCCUGUGAGAGAGCCAGAUUGGGACCAAUGAUGGUGUUCCUCUUCUUGUGGAUGACCGUUGUUUACUGCCCAAUUGCCAUGUGGACUUGGAACGCUGAUGGCUGGUUGUACACUCUUGGUGCUCUUGACUUUGCUGGAGGUGGACCAGUCCACAUGUCUUCUGGUAUUGGAGCCCUGGCCUACGCCCUUAUCUGCGGUAAGAGACACGACCCUAUCACCGACUCUGGUAUUCCAAAAUACAGACCUCACAGUGUUACUUCGGUUGUUCUUGGAACUGUUUUCCUGUGGUUCGGUUGGUUUGGAUUUAACGGUGGUUCUUCUGGUAAUGCUACCAUCAGAGGAUUCUACGCCUGUGUCAACACCAACUUGGCUGCGGCUUGCGGUGGAUUGACCUGGAUGUUUGUGGACUACUUCCGUUGUGGCCGCAAAUGGACCACCGUCGGAAUGUGCUCUGGUGCUAUUGCCGGUUUGGUUGGAAUCACUCCAGCUGCAGGUUUUGUUCCAGUGUACUUCUCUGUUCCAAUUGGUGUCAUCACCGGUAUCGUGUGUAACUUUGCUGUUGACCUCAAGUCCAUCCUCCACAUUGACGAUGGUAUGGAUGUCUUUGCGCUCCAUGCCGUUGGUGGAUUCACUGGAUCUGUCCUGACUGGUCUGUUCGCUGCAGACUACGUUGCACAUUUGGACGGUUCCUCGAUCAUCGACGGUGGUUGGAUCAACCAGCACUACAAACAGUUGGGUUACCAGUUGGCUGCUGCCACCUCCACUCUCCUGUGGUCGUUUGUGGUGACCUCCAUCCUCCUGAUUGUGAUGAACAAGAUCCCAUUUCUCAAGCUCAGAUUGUCUGAAGAUGAGGAGGAGUUGGGAACUGACGCUGCCCAGAUCGGCGAGUUUACUUACCAAGAGUCCGAGAUGUACAUUCCAGAGCCAAUCAGAUCUGUCAAGUCCAUUGACCAACAAGUUGCUCCAGAGACCGAAUCCACCGGUGCUGAGAACUCCGCCGAGAAGGAAUAA
Molecule: messenger RNA, 1434 nt
Organism: Kuraishia capsulata CBS 1993
Lineage: Eukaryota; Fungi; Ascomycota; Pichiomycetes; Pichiales; Pichiaceae
Exons: 1
Coding region: 1-1434 (477 amino acids)
Biological process (GO): ammonium transmembrane transport
Cellular component (GO): plasma membrane
Molecular function (GO): ammonium channel activity
Source: RefSeq, a predicted model, not a curated record